UUUCAGAGGAAGAAGGCGUGCUAAUGACUACACUCUUGAUAACAAGCGGUAUUUGCUACAAAACAGAUAAAGGCAGUUUCAUUCGAAACUUUCCUUGUUCUGCACCCUGACCCAAUGUGACAUGGCCAGCCCUAUGCAUAGCGUGAUAAUUCUAGCGCCACGUAAAGGGGAUGUCUGAUACGUCUUGAACCAGCUGUCCAGGUUACAUCAUCAGUGCGUGAGUCUGAACGACUAAUUGAUGAUGGGUGAUACAUUACUGGCGAGGACAGUGUUGAGAUUUCUUUCAAGCCUACAAGGGAAACGCCUGAUACCCAUUGUCACUGGACUUGAAGUCAGCGUCUUGGUCGUCGUCGGGGCUGUCGCAGUUUGGAUGUACGUCAGACGGAGGAAGAGGAUCAAAGAGCUACUGCACAAUGACAAUGGACCUACCCAGUGCCCAGGGCCACGAGAUUCAAGUGGGGAUGUCCUGUAUGAUGAGAUUGAAGAUAGAAAACCACCACUUCAGCAAACAAACAGCUGUACCGUGUCUAAUGUCUACAGUACCAUGACGAGAGAUUCCACAGAGGUGUCCUACACUGAAAUGAACACCACCAACACCGACGGCGCCUCAUCGGUACUCCCGAACGCAGAUAUUGGCGUCAUCAGUGGCACCACACAAGAAGUCGUAAAUGCUGACAACAUUGGCUACAUAAACGUUACUUCCAGCGAGCCGACCACUACAGUUGACCUCAUCACAGAAAACAUUUACAGUAAUGCACGCGAGGAGGACAAGGUGCCCCAUAAAUUUGGUCGCACUGCACAGCCCUUGGCCUUGGGGAGAGCACAGAGCCAAUACAUCAACGAUGCUUUUGAAGAUGAGGACUUUUAACUGGGGCAAAUGGUCACUGUGUAUGUUAAGAGAUGCAGUCUAGAUUCUGAGCGUUCAUGCAAAAUUGACUACAAUUAUACUCAAAGUACGGGAUUGAGGGGUAGGAGAAGACAUAAGGGGUCGCGAGUGGUUGGUGACGGGUUAGAGGUGGAAUAGGGGGAAAGAGGGCUUUGGGGGUGCUUGGAUGUUUUGUUAUACACAGAAUAUAUACCAAUGUUCAAUCACUAGAAAGUAAAUUCGAACAGUUUUUUCUUUCUUUUCUCAACGUCUUUGAAUGUUGGAUCACCAAUACUAAAUUGUAUGUUGUAAGCUUUGGGAGAUUUAACACUCUUCAUAAAUUAUCAGAUGUGAUUUAUCACAGUUUGGCUCAAAAUACUAAAAAUGCGCGAGGAGUUAUCCUCCCAAAAACCAUCACCCUGAUGACGUUAGGUAUAGGCCAUGAGUAUCUCAGAUCUGAAAUAUGGCUUUUGGCAUGCAUGGUUUUGACAAUUAAAAAAUGUUUUUGAAAGACCUUCGCCAAAGAGCAAUUGAUAAGACUUUUCCAUAAUUGGACGCCUUCAUUCUUCGAUAGCUCAAGAUAUGACACAUGCAUAUCAUUUGAAAGCCAAUUGCAUACAGAAAAGCCUCUAUUAAAUUUAAAUGAUAAUAAAAUCAGAAGUAUUGUCGUAACUGCUUUCGGGUGUCAAGUGCGACCCAACUACAGUUACUGAAAGUAUUGCCGUUACUGGUCAUCAUGGUCAGUUAAGCCAUGACUUUGCAAGUCGCCUUGUCAGCACCGGCUCAGCUCCAUCAAGGAGUGAUUGGUCUAGCGAUGCUCACUCCAAGUUGUCUCCAUCAGCAUUCAUACUCGCAUAAUAAGGAAACGCAACACCAGCUUUAUACUCACAUUAGCUUUACUUACUCUCAGUCCAUCUAUCAAUACAUGACAGGAUCAGACCGGCCAGGCUCAUCACUAAAUGGGGAGAUCUUAGAUCGAUCGGGAUUCGAAUCGAUUGCAAACCGCGCUCUCCUCUCCUAACGUUGACGGUAUCAUUUUAAUAGUGUUCCGGCAUGGCCUGUCUUUGUCACAUGUCACAAUACCUCAGUUUGAUUCGUUAAAAGUUAGAUCUGACCAUGAACUCAUGUGUGUCGUAAUCGGAAAAAUACCGAAGCCUACGUGCAAGAUUGAUCAUCUCUCUCUAUUGAUUUUGUGUCUCACUCCGGAUACUACAAAUGAAAAGUAUCUUACCUCUCUGCUUGUUUCAUUACUUAAUCGACGAUAACAUGGAACCAAUCCAAUGAUAAAUAUAAAAUGUCCAGAAUACUCUUGUGAUAAAUGUGAAAUGUCUUUUAUCUAUUAAUUCCUUUCGAACUUAACGUUCGCUUAAUAUGCAAUGUCCAGAAUACUCUUGUGAUAAAUGUGAAAUGUAUUUUAUCUAUUAAUUCCUUUCGAUUCUUAAAGUUCUCUUAAUAUGCAAUGUCCGGGUACUGUUGUGAUAAAUGUGAAAUGUCUUUUAUCUAUUAAUUCCUUUCGGUCUAAAAGUUCUCUGUCACAAAUUUUGUAUAUCUAAUGCAACUCAUCAUUACAGCUAUAAUGGUUUAAUUUGUUACUAUUUUCUAAUGUUUUUGAGACGCUAUUUAACCUCAUAACAGUAUCAUGGUUAAGAUUAGACAAAAUUUAACGGAAAUACAAUUCAGUGUCAAAAGAUUUAAGAAUAUUUUAAGCAUUCCGUGUAUAUACUAGUAUUUCAUUUUUUGCUUAUGAGAAAAUGAUUGUUGCUACUAAAUUGACAAAUAUAUGUAGAAGAUGUGUAUGCGUUCUUGUAUGUGGGCCGGAUGCCUUGAAUACAAUAAAGUGUUUCCUUCAGGACAGUUACCUGUGAUAUAAUUGGCAACUGUAAAUAGCUGUUGUGCGGAAUGGAGAGAGAAAGAUAAUUAUUUGGAGUGAAUGAAUCCUUUUAUACGCGAGCACUUUUACCUCAAACGAACCUCUUCGUUUCAAGGAUUACGAUACUCCAAGUUCUUGUUUGUUUUGUAUAUUGCCUGUGAGUUGAAUUUUAUAAAUUGAGUGUAUAUGUUACCUGUACAUGAAGCGCUUUAACAGCAUGUCAUAAAGGUUAACUCUUAGUUUUUUCAAUAGUCAGGACCGAUCGAAUAGCCUAGCGUUUUGGUGGUCAAAGAGUUCGUCUAUGUUUAAAUCCCCACUUGGGCACAAUGUGUGAAACCCAUUUUUUAUGUCAUGCGUAAAGCAAACUCCGUCAUCAAUAGUCACUGAGGCGUACCUAAAAUAUAUUCAGAAAUCUUCUUGCAAGUUGUUGUCAGGUUCCAAAUAUCUCCCUCAUUAUUGUAUUGUUUUGUCUUACAAUACAAUAAAUCCUCAAAUUUAUGGCUUCUUCCCCCACGACAUUCCUGAGCCCUCGACGUUGAGACAGCACGGUAUAAGUGGCCUGACCAGCUGGUGCAAUGAGUUAGAAAGUGUUCUCUUAUGUCCGUUUCAUUCACUUUUGCCAGGGGCGAUAACAUUCAUUUCAGGGUGUGGAACCAGGGUCAGCAUCGCAUAGGCCCCCAGAAACCUAUGCUGGUCAUAGG
Haliotis rufescens (red abalone) is the source of this 3436-nucleotide messenger RNA. RefSeq lists its product as uncharacterized. The record is from RefSeq and is a predicted model, not a curated record. The coding region runs from base 239 to 868 and encodes 209 amino acids. The transcript has 4 exons. Lineage: Eukaryota; Metazoa; Mollusca; Gastropoda; Lepetellida; Haliotidae.